Molecule: messenger RNA, 2982 nt
Organism: Morone saxatilis (striped sea-bass)
Lineage: Eukaryota; Metazoa; Chordata; Actinopteri; Moronidae
Product: beta-1,3-N-acetylglucosaminyltransferase lunatic fringe-like
Biological process (GO): pattern specification process; regulation of Notch signaling pathway
Cellular component (GO): Golgi membrane
Molecular function (GO): O-fucosylpeptide 3-beta-N-acetylglucosaminyltransferase activity
Source: RefSeq, a predicted model, not a curated record
GUGGAAGGUUAACCACUGAAGGAGACUAAACUAGGCGGCUGAAACUUGUGUCUGCUCCGUGGAGAUGUUGUAAAAACUUUCUGAGACUUCCCUCAGUCCAUGAAUGCAGCUGUAAAACCCUCCACACUGUCACAAUGUGGAAACCCGCCGGCGGAUCAAUAACCACCUUCAGCCCAGCAGCAGGACCCCGCGCUGCUGCCGCCGCGGUCACCUGUCUGCUUGUGACCGGGAUGCUGGUCGUCACCGUCGGGCACCCGGGCAGCGGCGACCCGGUGGAGCCUCCAGCUGCAGACCCGGGAGAGGAGAGCGAUAAGCGGCCCCCCGCGGAGAAGCGCUCCCCCCGGGCCGGUGGAGCAUCUCUCCCCGGGCGACCUGUUCAUAGCGGUGAAAACCACCGGGAGAUAUCACCGGCAGAGACUGGAGCUCCUGCUGGACACCUGGAUCUCCAGAAACAUGCAACAGACGUACGUGUUCACUGAUGAAGAGGACGAGAAGCUGAGGGAAAGGAUGGGAGCUCACCUGAUCAACACCAACUGUUCAUCAGCCCACAAUCGUCAGGCCCUCUCCUGUAAAAUGGCUCUGGAAUAUGACACCUUUAUCAACUCCGACAAGAAGUGGUUCUGUCACGUCGACGAUGAUAACUACGUGAACGUCGGCUCCCUCCUGAAGCUCUUGUCUCAGUACAGUCACACACAGGACGUUUACAUCGGCCGGCCGAGCCUCGAACGCCCAAUAGAGGCCACAGAGAAGCUUGGCACCACUGACAUGAAGCAGGUGCGUUUCUGGUUCGCCACAGGAGGAGCAGGAUUCUGUCUGAGCCACGGCCUCGCUCUCAAGAUGAAACCCUGGGCGAGUGAUGGCACUUUCAUGGCGACAGCUGAGCACAUUCGUCUCCCGGACGACUGCACCGUUGGUUACAUCGUGGAGGCGCUGCUGGGCGUGAGCCUCACCCGUUCAGCGUUGUUCCACUCUCACCUGGAGAACCUGGGGCUUGUGUCAGACAUACACAGCCAGGUGACGCUCAGCUACGGCACAGUGGAAAACAGCAGAAACACUGUCAACCUGAAAGGAGCAUUUUCAAUAAAUGAAGAUCCCACGAGGUUCAGGUCGGUCCAUUGUCUGCUGUACCCAGACACUCCUUGGUGCCCCAGCCCCCAGCGGCUUUAACAACCCAUCCAGGGACACAGGCAGAGGAGAAUGAGUAAACGUCUGACUAGACUCAAUGUGGAGGUGGAAAUCAUUGCAGACAUCCAAGAAUAAAAUGGAAUCUUACUGCUGCCCUCUUCUGGCUCUGAAACGUGGACAUUAACGUUUUCCUCACGUCCAACAGUGGUCUGAGUAGCAGACUUUUAUUAGUUUGACACCUGAACUCUGUUUGGUGUCAAAAGGCAGCAAGAGAAGAAGACCAAACUUUCUGGAUGGAUAAAAAAAUGGAGACAACUUUGCUGUUCUUAGAUCCUGAAGAUCUAAAGUUUGACCUGAGGGUAUGAAAAGGGUUUAUCCUCUGUACGGUGGACAGCUCCAAAUGUAGAGCAGAGUCUCUAUCUGAGGCUCAGCUGUCUAAGCUCGACAUCCAUCAGCCUUCUGUAGCUUGUUUCAUCAUUUUUUCAGUUUUGGUAACCCUGUACUCACAACAUAGCUACAACUAAGUCAGAGAGGGCAAAAAACAUGGCAGUCAGACCACUUGACUGUUAAUGAAAGUGACGUUUUUGUAAAGGCUUCAACAAUUAAGAUGUACCAUUAAAUUAGAGAGCUUUAGAGUUGCUUCAAGAUAUAUAUAUUUUUUUUUUUUUACCUUUGCACAGAGCAAAGCUAGACGUUUCCCCGUCCCCAUCUUUGUGCAAAGUUAAUCUAACCGGCUGUGCUCACCCAUCUCUUGGCAAGAAUUUCUCAAAAUGUGAAAUUAUUCCUUUUAACUACUUUAUUUGAAGGUACAACUGAAGUGAAAUGUCAGUAAUAAUCCCAUUGCACUGAUAAACUGUAGAGUAGGUCAAAGUUGAACCAGUAAGUCAUCUGUAAACUACUGUAAACUCUCUCUUCGACUAAUCUGGGUUUUUUUGCCCCUCCAAAACGUCUUUUUAGCGAUCUUACCACAUCCUCCAGAUCACAGCAAUUAACUUGUUGAGUACAGUGUUAUUAUAGAGAAGAGAAAUGAUGGCCAAGUUGUAAUAAAUCAGAGUUAUCCUUUAACUGUAGUGGUGGAUAAGUGGAAAUACUGACAUGUUUGUGGUGCUGGAUGAAAAGUCAGAGAAGGACCAAAGGCCGUGAACGUCUGUACCACUGCCAUGGCUAAAGAUGAGACUGAUUUCGAAUGUAGUUUUAUUGCUGUCAUCCCACUUUUCCACCAUCACAUACAGUCCUAUAUUAGUAGUACAGGAGUUGGAUCUGCUCAAAGAGACUCUAAACUGCUGCUGUUCAAUGCUUUUCCCUCACAAUCUUGUACAUUUCCUGUGUCUUGGCUCCAAUUUCUCAGCUGUGAAAGAUGUGAAUGUGUUAUUUGGUUGCCCAUCUGCACCCCUACAGGCUCCAGUGUUAACCAGUUUGGAUUCAAAACAUGAAGUGAAGUAAUCAACACAGAAAUGCAGAAGGAACAUUCAUUUCAGCAUGAUGUGGCAAAAAGCAUCAGGAAGGAUUUCAAUGGUUUUAUAGAAUCCAGACUUUUUAUCUGAAGUUCUCAUCUGUGUUCAGUAUUAUCUUUUCUCUUUCUCGCAUUGUAUUAUUUCUGCUGUUUGCAAUUCAUCAUAUGACACAAACAAGAUAUUAGAACAUUAGAACAUUUUGGGAAAUGCACUCAUUGGUUUUCUUGAUUAGACUUAGAUGAGAUGACUGAUACCACUGUACGCUAUAUAUGGAGCUACCAGUUAGCUUAGCCAACUGGAAACAGCUAACCAUGUCUUUCUUUCCAAUAUAACUCCUUUGUAAAACCACUUUUUAAACUUUUACAUGGUUUUUAAACUUCAGUUUGUGUACAGGUUAAACAAA